This is a messenger RNA of Dermacentor silvarum, 2544 nucleotides long. RefSeq lists its product as uncharacterized. The coding region runs from base 250 to 2208 and encodes 652 amino acids. Gene Ontology annotation, molecular function: ubiquitin binding; ubiquitin-protein transferase activity. NCBI's taxonomy places the organism in Eukaryota, Metazoa, Arthropoda, Arachnida, Ixodida, Ixodidae. Gene Ontology annotation, cellular component: LUBAC complex. The transcript has 10 exons. The record is from RefSeq and is a predicted model, not a curated record. Gene Ontology annotation, biological process: protein linear polyubiquitination; proteasome-mediated ubiquitin-dependent protein catabolic process.
CUUAUCAACGAGACAGGGCUCGGCGCGCGCCACACACCAAACCCUGCCGCCCCUUGUGACGGCCGCUCAAGCAGGGGGCAAACGUGUUGUGACACCGGGUCUAAGGGCAACGCAGUGUUCGCAUGCACGUGCUUGUGUUCAGUGCCAGUGGACAGGGACGCCCUUAUACAACUCAAGCUGUGCUCGACUUUUAGGAUACAAAACUUCACCCGCGCCCAUGCGCUAGAAGGCGCGGCCGGACAAGACGCUAUGGAGGCCGAGAAGACGGUUUGCGGUUGGCCCACCUGUGGGCAGCCCCUGCAGGCAAGGCCCGGCGCCAGGUUCGCCAAGUGCGACGCCUGCUGCCACAUAAACUGCCUGCGCUGCAAGGCGGCGCACGAGGGCAUGAACUGCGCCGAAUUCCAGGCGCAACAAGGGCCCUCGGUAAAGAGUCCCGUUCGCCCGCCCAAUUCGACGGGCGACGGGAAGAAUUUCGACACCUGGUCACCCGCAGCCCGUGGCCGGUCGAGUAAAGGAGACCCGGCGUUGCUGAAGGACUCGCCGCCAUCAGCCGCCGCGGCUUCCGCCGCGACACUGCAAAGACCCCCUUCGGUUAACGCCUCUGCGAGCUCGAGCUCGACAUGCUCGCCCCGCUCCGCGGACGUCAAACGUCAGUCAACAUCGCCGAGCAAGCCUGUGAAAGCUGACCUGGAGACCAGGCCAGGAGACCUAGGGAUAACGCACCAGCAGCGCAAGGCCAUUUGUCGCACCGAGAACUGCGGCUACGAGGAUCACGUGAACGAGGGUGACACGGAGUUGUUCUGCUACAAGUGCCGGAAGACCACGUGCCUGAAGUGUAAUGCCGUACACGGCUACCUCACCUGCGAAGAGUAUAGGCGGCAGCUCGAGGACGAAGAGGACGAGAUUCAAGUACAGUGCGCCGGCGCAGGUUGCGAAUUUACAGCCUUCGUUGGCGUUAGCACGCAGCAACUGAAGUGUCAGCUGUGCGAGAGCAUCACGUGCCUCAAAUGCUGCGCCGUGCACGAGUUCCGGACAUGCGAGGCCUACGAGAAGGAACGCCGCCGGUCACGCGGCGCACAGCGGGAAGCGACGGCUGCAACGAUUGACGAGCCCAGCGAGACUACUCCAGAGAAACCAAACGCGGGAGCCAGUUGGGGCGAUGACACCGAGUCGCGCGACCGGUCACCGGCUGGUGUCGCGGCUUCGAAAACAGUCAUGGACCGAGAAGCACCGAUUCAGAAGGAAGUCCUUGCUCAGCAGGCAGUGAACAGCACGAGCAAUGGACGGACAGGGACCAAGUCACAUCGGAACGAAACUGUGCCGAAGCAGUCUCAACCCGGCCACAUCGCACGGCCCGAGACGGCUCGGGCGCCGCCGGAAGUCCUGAUGCUCGAGUGCUGCGCUUGCGCAGCUGAAUCGCCCUACGAGGAAAUUGUCGAAGUCGCUCCGUGCGGCCAUUUCCUCUGCAGGGAGUGCGUUCACACCACUGGAGUUGGCUCGCUCACGUAUAUUGUGCGUUGCCCCGUCGUCACAGAGGAAGGCAUUUCCUGCGACUCCUACAUCCAAGAGUCAGCAUUGCGAUCGGUGAUGACUGAAGGGGAGUACGCACUCCAUAAGGAGCUGCUGCCCUUGCCCAUUCUUCGGUGUCCGAUCGAGAGCUGUUCGGGAAAGUUCUCAGUCAGGCCGGGAUCGCAAAGUCUCAUCUGCCCAUCGUGCCGGAGCGAGUACUGCGUGACCUGCAGCGCGAACCACCCGGGCCGGACUUGCGAGCAGUUCAUUCGCUCCGUGGUCGACGAUGGUGGUGCCCUGGAUGGUGGACAGGCGAAUGAGUCGGUCCGCAGAGGGUCUGCAAGUUCUGAGUCACUUCCAGAGGACGCGGGGAUGGAAUGCGGCGUCUGUAUGGCCGAUACGCCACUCGAGCAAAUGAUAAAUGCUGAGCUUUGCGGACACUUCAUCUGCAGGGACUGCGUAUGCCGAAUGGCAGUUGACGCGGACUGCAUGCGGUGCCCUGUCAAGUUAGAGGACGGCACUCCGUGCGGUUGUCGCGUGCAAGAGCCGGAGUUGGUGCCUCUGGCGCUGACCACCAGGCUGGAGGGCAGACAACGUCUGCUGCAGGAUCUGAUGGCGCCGCCCCGGUACAUCGAAAUAAGGGACCCGAAUUCUUCGCUUUCAAGGGUUGUGCACGAGAAGCCUUCCGCCGCUUCUUAAACCCUGAUGCCGUUUCGAAAUAAUCAGGCCAUGGAGGAAAAGCUGCACUUGGCGUGAGCCACCAAACCAUCGCGAUCGUAUAUGAACACGCUCGUCCGCGAGCCAAUCAAAAAAGAAGAUCGGAGGGCAAACACGGGCAUACCCGUGUUUGCCCACCGCGUGUCUUUCGUCAGAGCAUCGUUUGCUUCAGUGUGGAGUGCAAUCACAAUCGUAGUAUUGCGGGAGCAGGCCUUGUGCCUUCCACUCUAAUGCCACAUUAUUCUGGAGUAGUGCAGUAGUGUGCGACUUGUAUAAACGGAUGGCGUGAAGUGGAAUAAAGUGCUUUCUUCCUUCGUC